Molecule: messenger RNA, 667 nt
Organism: Drosophila ficusphila
Lineage: Eukaryota; Metazoa; Arthropoda; Insecta; Diptera; Drosophilidae
Gene: Cypl
Product: peptidyl-prolyl cis-trans isomerase-like 1
Exons: 2
Coding region: 93-623 (176 amino acids)
Biological process (GO): protein folding; protein peptidyl-prolyl isomerization
Cellular component (GO): catalytic step 2 spliceosome
Molecular function (GO): peptidyl-prolyl cis-trans isomerase activity
Source: RefSeq, a predicted model, not a curated record
UGAUAAAUUUAGCUGGCCACACUACAACGAGCCGCCUGUAAACAAUUUCUUAAUUUCUCGCGAAAAGAUUAUAGGACAAAAUCUAACAGAAAAUGCUGUCUUUAACUGAUCCUGGCAGCUCGGGGGGCAUUCCUGACAAGGCUUGGCAACCGCAUUUCGUGACUUUGGAAACUAGCAUGGGUGAAAUCACGGUGGAACUGUACUGGAAACAUGCCCCCAACACGUGCAGAAACUUCGCGGAGCUGUCGAGGAGGGGCUACUACAACAACGUGGUGUUCCACCGGAUAAUCAGGGACUUCAUGAUCCAGGGCGGCGACCCCACGGGAACGGGGCGCGGGGGAACCUCCAUCUACGGCUCCGAGUUCGGGGACGAGCUGCACGGCGACCUGAAGCACACGGGGGCCGGAAUCCUCUCGAUGGCCAACUCGGGUCCGGACACCAACGGAUCCCAGUUCUUCAUCACCCUGGCGCCCACGCAAUGGCUGGACGGCAAGCACACGAUCUUCGGCAGGGUCUACACCGGCAUGGAGGUGGUAAAGCGGAUAGGAAUGGUCGAGACCGACAAGAACGACCGACCUGUGGAUCCCUUGCGGAUCAUAAAGGCCAAGGUGGAGAAGCUUUGAGAUCGCACUUAUCUUUAAAUAUAGAAACUCGUUUGAAAAAUCUA